UUGUACCGAUUCCAUAGAGGAAUAUACAUAUACUGUUGUUAGCUAUUUUGCCUUGAAGACUCAAGAUGUCGUCCCUAGACGAACUUUGGGAAAAACUGUGCGCCGCCGAGGACAGCAAGUCUCUGUUGAAGAAACAUUGUACUGAGGACGUGUACAACAAAUUGAAAGACAAGCAGACGAAAUUCGGCGGAACCCUAGCGGAAUGCAUCAGGUCUGGGGCAGAGAACCCCGAAAGUGGGGUUGGGGUAUACGCCUCUGACCCCGAGGCUUACACCGUUUUUGCGGACUUGUUAAACCCUGUUAUCAUGGACUACCACAAGGUCAAACAACUAAAGCACCCAGCUUGUAAUUUUGGCAAAGUAGACAAACUUGACUUUGGUGAUCUGGACCCAUCUGGUGAGCUCAUUGUUUCGACGCGCGUGCGGGUGGGACGCAGUCACGCUUCUUAUGGAUUUCCACCAACACUCACCAAAGAACAACGAAUAGAGAUGGAGAAGGUGACGAGGGAAGCCCUGGAGCAGUUGACUGGAGAGCUGAAGGGUACUUACCAUUCUCUGGACGGAAUGUCCCCAGAAACGCAAAAACAGCUUAUGGAAGACCAUUUUCUCUUCAACGACAGCGACCGUUUCCUGAAGGCCGCCGGUGGUUACAACGAUUGGCCUACCGGAAGAGGGAUCUUCUUCAACGACAACAAGACUUUCUUGGUCUGGGUAAAUGAAGAGGACCACAUUCGUAUCAUUUCUAUGCAACAGGGCGGAGACCUGGCCGCCGUCUACAAGAGGUUAGUCGAAGGUAUCAAAGAAUUGGAAAAGAAGUUGGACUUUGCUCGCCUGCCCACAUUAGGCUAUCUUACGUUUUGUCCCAGCAACCUUGGAACAGCGCUACGAGCCAGCGUCCAUGUUAAGAUCCCCAAAGUUGCGGCCAUGCCAGACUUCAAAGAAAUUUGUGAUAAAUAUCACAUUCAAGCCAGGGGAAUUCAUGGCGAGCACACGGAGAGUGUAGGUGGGGUUUACGACAUCUCCAACAAGCGCAGGUUAGGAUUAACAGAGAUUGAGGCUAUCCAAGAAAUGAGGCAAGGGGUGCAGGAAUUGAUACGACUGGAAAAGGGAGAGGAGAAAGCGCCUUCUCCGAAAUCCAAAGGCUGCGUUAUUCUAUAGAUGAACUCUUUUAAUAUUGUGAAUCAUCAUGUGGGAUCCAUUUUAACAGCUACUGCACAUACAGUCAAGAUGUGAGUGUGGCCCGUUUCACAGAGUAAUCUUAUGCUUACAUCCAAAACUUCUUUAGUUUAGAGUUUUAUCGACUUGAUGCAUAUAUUUAAAACUUCAAUUUAAGUUACAAUUUUAGCCUGAAAUGGCUUUGUUAAAGGGUCCCCUGGUACAAAGUGCAUUAUGGCCUGCAUACAUUUUCAUUGCCAAUAAUUAUACUUAUAACGGCCUAUAUCUUACAAAAAGUACGGUGAAAAAUGAUUUAAUUAGUUACUGUUAUAUGCCAGUUUAAAACUCUGCUUGCAUAAAGAUAUGAACACUUAAAGAGCGUACACUGUGAUAUAUAUUUUGUCAGAUAUGCUGCAAAUUUGUCAGACUAUCAACCCUGGGGUUUGAACAAUACCCCACGUGAACGAGAACCGUUAUAAUUGGUGAAAUUUCCAAGAACAUAUUCUUCUGCCAACUUUAUAUCCUCAAUAGUAGCAAUGUUUGUAGCCAUAUAAUGUUCGG
This is a messenger RNA of Liolophura sinensis, 1715 nucleotides long. RefSeq names its product arginine kinase-like. The transcript has a single exon. Bases 66 to 1157 code for a protein of 363 amino acids. Gene Ontology annotation, biological process: phosphocreatine biosynthetic process. Lineage: Eukaryota; Metazoa; Mollusca; Polyplacophora; Chitonida; Chitonidae. Gene Ontology annotation, molecular function: creatine kinase activity. The record is from RefSeq and is a predicted model, not a curated record.